This is a messenger RNA of Rhipicephalus microplus (southern cattle tick), 1563 nucleotides long. Its product is annotated as high affinity nerve growth factor receptor. Gene Ontology annotation, molecular function: ATP binding; neurotrophin binding; neurotrophin receptor activity. Gene Ontology annotation, biological process: multicellular organism development; cell surface receptor protein tyrosine kinase signaling pathway; positive regulation of kinase activity. Lineage: Eukaryota; Metazoa; Arthropoda; Arachnida; Ixodida; Ixodidae. Gene Ontology annotation, cellular component: signaling receptor complex; plasma membrane; axon. The record is from RefSeq and is a predicted model, not a curated record.
AUGGCGCGCGGGGGCCCCAGAGGAAGUACGCCAUUGUCGCCUUGUCUAGCCUCUCACAAUAUUUACGGGGAAGAGCUGGAUCUGUGCGCGCACAACUCGACGCUAUGUGGCCUCGAGGCAGGAUGUCACAACGUGAACGGCACCUUCGUCUGCCUCUGCACCAGCGACCUCAAGCCCAAGCGGCCCCACGAGCCCUGCAGCAAGGCGCCCGUCGCACAAGGCAACGGGUACCCCCAAAACGGCCCACGGCAGCCCCACGCUGCAGGCUCCUUCACGCAUCACCAAAUAGCCGGCAUGAACCGGAACUUCACUCCCAUCGCAAAGGAGCCGCAGCCAGCGGGCGGAGCCGGAUCGGCCGGCGCGUUGCUUCCGGAUACCACAAGCCGAAGCGGGGGUACCGCUCCGCUUUUGACGGGACUGCUAGCCGUGCUGGGCACCCUGGCGCUGGCGGGCCUCGUGGUGGCGGUGCUCGUGCGACGACACCGGCGGCGGCGAGAAGCCCGGCGGGCGGCUGCCGGGUCUCUGCACAAAUGCAUGCAGCAGUACGUGACCAACCCCACCUACUACUCGUCCGCUCCGGAGACGCCGCUGCGAAAAGUACUGCAUGACGUCGAGAUAUCUCCCGACUGCAUCCGCUUCAUCGAGGAGAUCGGCGAAGGGUGCUUCGGCAAGGUCCACAAGGCGGUGUACACGCACCCUGACGGCAGUGAGGAGGACGUGGCCGUGAAAGUUCUCAAGGAAAGCGUGUCCAACGAGGCGCAGUCCGACUUCGAGCGUGAGGUCCAGAUCAUGUCCAGCUUCAAGCACGAAAACAUCCUCAAAUUGCUUGGCAUCGUCUUCAAAGAAUCCGGUUCCAUACCCUGGAUGGUGUUCGAGUUCAUGACGUACGGAGACUUGGCGGAGUUGCUCCGAGCCAACGGGUACGGCCGUGACUCGGCAACACGGAAACCACCCACUCAGCUCACUCUGACGGACCUGCCAUGGCUGGCAACGCAGAUCGCGAGCGGCAUGUGCUACCUGUCCUCCCAGCACUUCGUGCACAGAGACCUGGCCACACGGAACUGCUUGGUGGGCAACGACCUGUGCGUCAAGAUAUCUGACUUCGGCAUGUCCCGCGACAUCUACACCUGUGACUACUACAAGAUACGUGGUUCCCGCAUGCUACCUGUGCGGUGGAUGGCCCCUGAGAGCAUCAUGUAUGGCAAGUUCACCCUGGAAUCUGACGUCUGGUCCUACGGCGUUGUCCUGUGGGAAAUUUUCACCUUCGGAAAGCAGCCCUACUACGGCCACUCGAACGAGGAGGUGGUGAAGCUGAUUCUGCAGGGCAUACUGCUCAGUCCACCCGAGGAGUGUCCGCCGCACGUGUGCACCUUGAUGGCCGGCUGCUGGAAGACGGAGCCGCGCGACCGCCUCAGCUUCAGCGACAUCUACAAGCGGCUCGUGGACACACACCCGCCACCUCCGCCGCCGCAGGACGAGCAGGAGCCCCUCGAAGAAGAGCUGGACAGCGAAGACUACCUGGUUCCCAAGGCUCCGGCCACGACCCGCCACCAACCAUGGUGA